Messenger RNA from Lathyrus sativus (Indian pea), 1512 nucleotides. Lineage: Eukaryota; Viridiplantae; Streptophyta; Magnoliopsida; Fabales; Fabaceae. The record is from the annotation of a GenBank genome assembly.
AUGGAAUCCAAAGAUCUAAAGCUCCACUUUGUGUUGUUUCCAAUGAUGGCUCCUGGCCACAUGAUUCCUAUGAUAGACAUUGCUAAAAUAUUAGCACAGCAUCAUAACAAUGUUAUUGUUACAAUAGUAACAACUCCACAAAAUGCAUCUCGUUUCUCAUCAAUCUUUCAACGUUUUCUUCAAUCUGGCCUACAGAUUCAUCUAAUCCAACUCCGAUUUCCUUCCAAAGAGUCUGGAUUACCAGAAGGGUGUGAGAAUCUUGACAUGCUUACUUCACUUGGCGCAGCAUCAGACUUUUUCAAUUCAACAAAGUUUCUACAGCAAGAAGCUGAAAAAAUAUUUGAAGAGUUAACACCGCGACCAAGUUGCAUAAUCUCUGAUAUGUGUUUACCAUAUACUAUCCAUGUAGCUAGAAAAUUCAAUGUUCCAAGAAUUUCUUUUUCUGGAGGAAGUUGCUUAUUUCUCCUGUGUAUGCAUACUUUAUUUCUCAAUAAUAUGAUAGAAACUAUGGCUAACAAUGAAUCUGAAUACUUUGUUGUGCCUGGUAUUCCUGACGAAAUUGAAAUGACUGGAGAACAGACAGGACUAAUAGUAUCAAAAGGUGAAGAUUUGAAAGAGUUUCAAUAUGAUGUUGUUGAAGCUGAAAUGGGUACUUAUGGGAUAAUAGUGAAUUCUUUUGAAGAGAUGGAACCCGCUUAUGCAAGGGGUUAUAAAAAGGUGAAAAAUGAUAAAGUUUGGUGUAUUGGUCCUGUAUCACUUAGUAACACUGAUAGCUUGGAUAAGGUUCAAAGAGGUGAUAGUAAUACGAAUGUUUCAGUUGAUGAAUGGAUUCAUCUAAAGUGGCUUGAUUCUCAGAAGCAAGAGAGUGUUAUUUAUGCAUGUCUUGGAAGUUUAUGCAAUUUAACAUUACCACAGAUGAUAGAGCUUGGUUUAGCAUUAGAAGCAACAAAAAGGCCUUUUCUUUGGGUUAUAAGAGAGAGAAAUUAUUUAGAUGAAUUGGAAAAAUGGAUGGAGGAAAGUGGAUUUGAGGGUAGAAUCAAUGGCAGAGGGCUAAUAAUUAAGGGUUGGGCUCCUCAGUUGUUGAUAUUGUCACAUCCUUCAGUUGGAGGAUUUCUAACACAUUGUGGUUGGAAUUCUACCAUAGAAGCAAUAUGUGCUGGUGUACCAAUGGUUACAUUGCCACUUUUUGCAGAUCAAUUUUUUAAUGAAAUUUUGAUUGUGCAGAUAUUAGAAGUUGGUGUGAAAAUUGGGGUGAAGAGUCCAGUGAAAUGGGGUGAAGAAGAGGAAACAAGUGUGUUGGUGAAGAAGGAAGAUAUUGAAAGAGGAAUAGAAAGGUUAAUGGAUGAGAGAAAUGAAAGUGAAGAAAGAAGAAAAAGGAUAAGAGAGUAUGGUGAGAUGGCUAAAAAGGCAGUAGAAAAAGGAGGUUCUUCACACUCUAAUGUUAAUUUGUUUAUACAAGAUGUGAUGGAAAAAAGUAGGGAUAUGGUUGCCAAAGGAACCAAUACAGAAUGA